AUGGUGUUCUACGAGACGACGUUCCUGCUGCACGGCAAGUACCCCGCCGAGGCCACGAGGCUCUUGAUCAGGGAGGUGACGCGCGCCAGCCCGGCGCGGGAGGGGUGCGUCUUCAGGAUUCUGGACUUGGGGUGGCGCCACACGGCCCAGCCGGUGGUGAAGAAGCGCGUCGGGCGGUUUUUCUACGGCCGGUGGUACGCCAUGACGUGGGCUGGCCCGCCCCUGGUGAGAGUGGAGAUGGAUGAGACCAUGAAGCACAACUCUGGAGUGCUGAGGCACCUCACGGAGAAGCUCAGGACCCCCAAGGACGCAUACAGGCCACGCAGCACCUUCUACCCGACGCUGGUGCCGGGCGAGAAGCCCAUCGCCGGGCCGUUGGUGCACCACACCCUGAUGUGA
Prorocentrum cordatum is the source of this 399-nucleotide messenger RNA. The record is from the annotation of a GenBank genome assembly. Lineage: Eukaryota; Dinophyceae; Prorocentrales; Prorocentraceae.